UGAAAAUAUCAAUAAUUUUUUUAUUCCUAAUAUUUGGAAAUUAUAAUUAUAUUGAAUGUGCGGACAAAUGUCCGGCCGGUUGGGACAGAUAUGAUCCACAACUAAAAUGUCUGAAAAUAAUACCGGAUUCACUGGAAACAUAUGGCAAUGCUAUGGAUAUGUGUGCAAAGCUGGCACCGGGAGGUGGAGAAUCAACAUUGUUGACAAUACAUUCACCAGAGGAACAGUACUAUUUGACUAACUAUCUAUUCCAGCAACAUAAACUAGUUAAUUCAAUAUGGUUGGGUGCUAAAAUUAAACAACAAUUAAUGACCUGGAUGGAUAAUACAAAUGUUACCUAUACUAAUUGGUUAGCGGGUAGACCGGAAAACACUACAACAAUUGAUUGUCUGGAAAUACAAUCGGAACCAAUUAGUGACCAAGGUAAAUGGUACGAUACUGUUUGCAAUAAACGUAACCAGGUAGUUUGUCAACUACAACAAUCGAUACCAGUGGCUGAAUUGGAAAAAUUAAUAUUAGAAACUAGAAAAUAUGCCCAAAAUUUGGAAAUUAAAUUUAUCAAACAAAUUAAUCAAUUAGACAGUAAACUAGUUGAACAACAAUUAAAAUUAGCUAAACAAACCGAGGAACUAGAUCAGUUAGUUAAAAAUCCCAUACCCAUUGGCUACAUAUACGUACAACUAUCGGGUCAACCCCAGCCCCAGGAUCUAUGGCCACAAUCAUCGGUUAAAUGGCUGGACGUAACCACCGAUUACGCGGGAUUAUUUUUCCGGGCCGAAGGUCAAGGUUCCGAACCGUUUGGUCAGAUACAAGCGGCCAAUUCCACGCGAUUGUCGACAAUCCGAUCGUGGUCAUGUUAUACGCCUGACCAUGGUACAUAUUGUGAAAACUAUACAACCGAAAUCAAUGAAACCGGUUGGAGUCAGGAAUUUAUACGAAAAGAUUUUUCCAAUGAUAUGUAUUUCUAUAUGACUUCCGGUGAAAAUAGGCCCCGAAAUCAAGCUAUCCGUAUAUUCAAACGUAUUGCGUAA
This is a messenger RNA of Oppia nitens, 1031 nucleotides long. RefSeq lists its product as uncharacterized. Lineage: Eukaryota; Metazoa; Arthropoda; Arachnida; Sarcoptiformes; Oppiidae. The transcript has 2 exons. Gene Ontology annotation, molecular function: signaling receptor activity. The record is from RefSeq and is a predicted model, not a curated record. Bases 153 to 1031 code for a protein of 292 amino acids.